CGCCAGGGGCGGUGCCCGCAACACGCCAGGGGCGGUGCCGGCUCCGCUCUCGCCUCGGUCGCUCCCGCUGCUGCUGCUGCCGCCGCUGUUCCUGCUGCCGCUGCCCCUCGCCAUGAGCACGGACCCCGUCGUCUUCGUCUCGGCCGUCAGGACCCCCGUCGGCUCCUUUAACGGCGGGCUGGCGGCGCUGCCGGCGCACGAGCUGGGGGCGGCGGCCGUGCGGGAGGCGCUGCGGCGGGCCGGGCUGGCCCCGGAGGAGGUGUCCGAGGUGAUCCUGGGGCAAGUCCUCACCGCAGGUGCUGGCCAGAACCCUGUCCGGCAAGCGAGUGUUGCUGCAGGCAUCCCUUACUCUGUGCCUGCCUGGAGCUGCCAGAUGAUCUGCGGAUCUGGCUUGAAAGCAGUGUGUCUGGCUGCUCAGUCCAUACUGACCGGAGACUCCAGCAUCGUGGUUGCAGGAGGCAUGGAAAGUAUGAGCAAGGCUCCUCAUGUCAUUCAUAUGCGAGCUGGGGUGAGAAUGGGAGAGGCUUCCUUGCAGGACACUAUAAUCCUUGAUGGUCUUACAGAUGCUUUUUAUCAGUAUCAUAUGGGUAUAACAGCUGAAAAUGUGGCCAAUCAGUGGCAGGUCAGCAGAGCAGAACAAGACCAACUUGCUGUACUGUCACAAAACAGGGCAGAGGCAGCACAGAAAGCUGGCUAUUUUACGAAAGAAAUUGUUCCUGUUCUUGUCCCUUCUAAAAAAGGUCCUAUAGAAGUGAAAACAGAUGAACACCCUCGACAUGGGAGCAACUUGGAAGCAAUGGCAAAAUUAAAGCCCUGUUUCCUGACAGAUGGAACUGGGACUGUAACAGCAGCUAAUGCUUCAGGUUUAAAUGAUGGAGCUGCAGCUGUAAUUCUAAUGAGGAAAUCAGAAGCUGCUAGGAGAGGUCUUAUGCCUUUGGCUCGGAUUGUAUCUUGGGCUCAGACAGGUAUCGAUCCAUCUAUAAUGGGAGUAGGGCCCAUUUCAGCAAUAAAGAAGGCUCUUGACAAAGCCGGCUGGACUUUGGAACAAGUUGACCUGUUUGAAAUUAAUGAAGCCUUUGCAUCACUCUCUGUUGCAAUAUCAAAAGAACUGAAAGUAAAUCCAGAAAAGAUUAAUAUCCAAGGUGGAGCUAUUGCUCUCGGUCACCCUCUUGGCGCCUCUGGUUGUCGCAUCCUUGUUACUCUUCUAUAUGCACUGGAACGAACAGGUGGAAAACGUGGCGUUGCUGCUCUCUGUAUAGGAGGAGGAAUGGGAAUAGCCAUGUGUGUUGAGAGAUGAACAAACAGCUACCAACUUUGAAAUACUUUUAACUAACUUUGAAAUACUUUUAACUAACUUUGAAAUAACUCACUAAUAAACUUCUAAUUAUGGAGGUUACUUUUUUUGUUGUCCCUAAAAUUAAUUACUUUUUGCCCCUCAGUCA
Molecule: messenger RNA, 1442 nt
Organism: Cuculus canorus (common cuckoo)
Lineage: Eukaryota; Metazoa; Chordata; Aves; Cuculiformes; Cuculidae
Gene: ACAT2
Product: acetyl-CoA acetyltransferase 2
Exons: 9
Coding region: 113-1297 (394 amino acids)
Biological process (GO): fatty acid beta-oxidation
Molecular function (GO): acetyl-CoA C-acetyltransferase activity
Source: RefSeq, a predicted model, not a curated record